Molecule: messenger RNA, 1438 nt
Organism: Ipomoea nil (Japanese morning glory)
Lineage: Eukaryota; Viridiplantae; Streptophyta; Magnoliopsida; Solanales; Convolvulaceae
Product: protein SLOW GREEN 1, chloroplastic-like
Exons: 7
Coding region: 1-1293 (430 amino acids)
Molecular function (GO): protein binding
Source: RefSeq, a predicted model, not a curated record
AUGAUGAUCCUUGUCAAAUUUGUGAAUGUUUUGGUCACACGAGAGCCAACUUUUUUCGGCGUUUUUCAAGGGCUCCGGGUUUUCAGGCUAAUGUGGCCAUCUCUGGUGAUAACGGUGAUUCCAACUGUCCUCAUUAGUGGUUCCCUGACACUGGUUCCAAAACCACGCCCGGAGCCGUGGGGUGUUGCACCAAUUGUUUGUGGUGGUGAUCCGACUAUUGUCACGGCUCGUGACCCUCCUGUCGCGCCCAUAGCCGCUUCUGACCACCACCGCCAGCAACCUGCUACUGCCGAGCCCGUGACCGAGUCCGAGCGGACAGUCACGGACCAGCCGGCUCCUCGGCCAAGAGGCCAGCCUCAUGGCCAGUCUCGUCCCGCGCCCUCACCCGUUCGCUCUCAUGGAAUGAAUAUGAGAAGUUCGGGACCACAUGAUCAUGUUGCUUUAUCUGCUGCUGUUACUCCUGAGCCUACAUGCAGUACAGAGGCAACCAAGGAUCACACUUCAAUAAUGGCUGGUACUAGCACAGGAACCAAGAUAAAGAAAGCAAUCCAAAAACCGGCCGUCGCAUCCCCCGUUUCAGCCCCGGCCGCCGUGGAGACCGCGUUUUCCGACGAGGAUAAAGAGAGAGUUCUGGAAGAGAAUUUGCUAUUGAAUCCAAACGAUGUUGGAGCGUUAAGGAGUUUGAUGGAGAUGAAGAUCCAGAGCCGGAAAAUUGCAGAAGCUAUUGGCAUUAUCGAUCGAUUGAUGGAGAUUGACCCGAGCGAUACGGAGUGGCCGUUGCUGAAGUCCCAUUUGUAUGCUUACAGUGGAGAGGUGGAAACGGCGAAAAAUGGAUUCAAUGAGAUUCUGGCAAAGGACCCUUUUAGGGUUGAGGCUUAUCACGGACUGGUAAUGGCUGCAUCCGAGUCCAAAUCGACCCAGGAUUUGAAGGAAAUCGAGAAAAGAAUCGAUGAGGGGAUGAAGCUGUGUAAGAAGCAAGGCAAGAAGGCAGAAUUUAGGGAUUUCAAGCUUUUGGAGGCGCAAAUUCGGGUGAUUGAAGGAAAGCAUGAUGAGGCUUUGAAGGUUUAUCAGGAAUUGGUGAAGGAGGAGCCCAGGGACUUUAGACCAUACAUAUGCCAAGGGAUCAUAUACACAUUAUUGAGGAAAAACAAUGAAGCUGAGAAGAACUUCGAGAAGUUCCGGAGAUUGGUGCCCAAGGGCCAUCUUUAUGCAACAUACUUUGAUGAAACUAUGAUUGCAACAAAGGUUUUUGCACAGAAAAUGGAGAACGAAAUAGCAAUGUCCAAGAAAUGAAAAGCUUCGGUUUAAUUCAGAGCCCCAAAUUGGCCUGUUUGAGCUGUUCCUAUUGUGGGAUACGGUAUGCUGCAGUUUCUCUGUUGAGUUAUUGACAAGCAUAUACUUUACAUAUAUUGUUUUGCAUAUGUGAUAGUACUACUCU